AUGCCACAAACUCUACGCUCCAUCCUAGGCAAAUCCAACCGGGUGAGGAAGCCUAGCAGGCCAAGCCCGGCCAGACAAAGCUCUACAAGCAGCGCAAAGGCUUCGUCCCAGUCUCCCCGGAAGGCCAAGAGGCCGGCGGCGAAAAAUGACCUGGAUGCAGAGUUUCAGGACAAGCUCUCGGACAUGGGAGUCGUCAAGUUGCUCCAGGAGGAGCUGACGCUGAGAGACGUGGUUCAGGCGAUGCGAUAUGUUCGAAACGGCAUGUUUACGCCUGUUCCGCCUACGGGGUUCAGGUCUACGCGGUCGGCCGAGAUUCUCAACUACAGGCUGACGGUGCCGCCCAUCGUCACGCUGGGCCAUCUGAAUGCGAUUCUGACUUCGCCGUCGAAGGUGGAGCGCGAAGUGGUCGAGCUCUCUCGAAGCGGCGUGCUGCGCAAGGUGAGGGUCGAGCGGCGAGGCGGCAUGGGCGAGGCGCUGAUCGAGACGUCGGAUCUGGAGGCCAUGGUGCGCAAGACGGGAAUGUCUGAAGGGGCCAAAGAGCAGUUUCUCGAGUUUCUGAAGAAGAAUCCUACGGCCCAGACGCUUCCUAGGGGCGCCGUGACGCAUGCACAGACGGACGAGCUGGUGAGGGCGGGAUUCUUGACGAGCUCGCUAAAGGCCGCGCCGGGGACGACGCUUCAUGUCCGUCCCGAGGAUCGCACGACCUUGACGUCUAUCCAUCACGUGUCUCGCUUUGCCUCUGGGAGCGUUUCGGCGGUGGGAGGCCAGAAUGCGCUUCAUCUUGCGGGCGGCAGCGGCGGCGCGCCGACCUUGACGGGUUCAUCGCUGGCUUCGUCAGAAGCGUCCGACUUCCGGAUUGCGGUGCCGGGACACGGGCGGUAUCUCAAACUCGCGGAGGGGGCAGUGGAUUGGCUUCGCGAGCUGUUGGACAAGACAAGAUGGGGGGAGGCGCCGGAGGCCUGGUUCCGAGAGCGGUUUGAAGGAGGAGGUCUUUACGGGACGCGGUGGAAGGACUUUUGGGGCGUCGAGUGGGAGUGGGUUCUGGGGCAGGCGGUUGGACUGGGCGUCGUUGAGGUUUUUGAGACGGGGAGUGUUGGAAGGGGAGUGAGGGCGUUGGGAGGGUGA
This is a messenger RNA of Trichoderma aggressivum f. europaeum, 1125 nucleotides long. RefSeq lists its product as uncharacterized. Lineage: Eukaryota; Fungi; Ascomycota; Sordariomycetes; Hypocreales; Hypocreaceae. Gene Ontology annotation, biological process: protein phosphorylation; positive regulation of Ras protein signal transduction. The transcript has a single exon. Bases 1 to 1125 code for a protein of 374 amino acids. The record is from RefSeq and is a predicted model, not a curated record. Gene Ontology annotation, molecular function: protein serine/threonine kinase activity.